This is a messenger RNA of Paraglomus brasilianum, 366 nucleotides long. Lineage: Eukaryota; Fungi; Glomeromycota; Glomeromycetes; Paraglomerales; Paraglomeraceae. The record is from the annotation of a GenBank genome assembly.
AUGGCUGCUUCUAACUCUCAAGGGAUUCAGACGCUUGUGGAGGCUGAAAAGGAGGCUGCAAAGAUAGUUCAGAAGGCAAGACAGUAUCGAAUUGAUCGACUAAAGGCUGCCAGAACAGAAGCGGCGAAAGAGAUCGAGGAUCUAAAAGCCCAAAAAAAUGAAGAAUUCCAUCAAUUUGAGACAGAGCAUGCUGGCUCUUCAGAUCAAACUUUUGCCAAAAUUACAACGGAAACCGAAGUUAAACUACAACAGAUUCAAGAGGCUUUCAAUAAACACAAGGCAGUCGUCAUUGAAAGACUUUUGUCGGUUGUAACAACGAUAGAGCCUAAGUUACAUCCUAAUGUAAAAGUUGGAGAUCAGGCUUAA